Messenger RNA from Closterium sp. Yama58-4, 8508 nucleotides. Lineage: Eukaryota; Viridiplantae; Streptophyta; Zygnematophyceae; Desmidiales; Closteriaceae. The record is from the annotation of a GenBank genome assembly.
AUGAACCAUCAGAUCCCGCCCUCGGGGCCAGCGGAACUCGCGGUGGAUCCGGAUUACCUCCUUAAGGUGAACGCCUUUAUCCGCCAACGGCGCCUCGAGCUGCUAGGCCCCGACAACAUCGCGCCCGUCUCCGCCGUGCAGGUCGCUCCGCCGCGCCACCAUCCUGCUGAAUCGCACCAAACUCCCAUCCAACCGCACCGAACCCCAAGCCCACCGCGCCAAACCCCUAUUCCGCCGCAGAUCGUCUCGGCCGCGCAGGUCGUUCCGCCGCGCUAUCCCGUAACCGCGACUCCGCCGCCACCCCACCAGCCCCUGGGUCAACCGCCUUUCCUCGCCGCUUUAGCCACCAGCGAUUCAUCUGCUCCGCGAGUCGCGCAGCCCGCCCCGCCCGCAGACGGCCUCGGGAAUGCCGCGGCUGAUGGCACGUUGUCCGCCGUUGGAUCGUCAACAAGGCCGGCGAUCAACGGUGCACCGGUGGCUGGCCUAGAAGCUGGCGAUCUGAGGGCCAACGGCGGGACGAACCUCGCUGUUGCUGCAGUAUCCACCGCUACAGCUCCUUCAGUGACGACUGCUGCAGUGCCCACUGCUACAACCCCUUCCGUUCCUUCUUCUGCUGCGGCUACAGCUGCUGUUCCAUCGAGCAUGGCUGUUCAUCCCGUCGUCGCUGCUGCCACUCCUCCUGGGUCCAUUGCACUGCCUCCGACCCAUCCCGCCAUGAAUGCUCACUCCGCUGCCACGUCAGCAGCGACUGCUCCCGUCGUGACAGCUGUCGCUACUGCUGGCGCGGACGCAGCUGCGGCGACUGCUGUCCCCGAACCCUCUUUCACCCCCGAACCCUCUGCUGCCCCCGAGGUCAGUGUUGCUGCUACCCCCGUCCGUGUCCCUGCGCCGCCCCUGCCUGCUGCUGCUGCUGCGCCUGGCGCUGCUGCUGCGCGCGCCUCAGCGAGUCCUGAGGCGGGCCUUUCCGCGCCCGCUGGCGCAGUGGUGGCUGUCGCGCUGCAGCAGCAACAGCAGCAGCAGCAGCUGCAGGGACGACAGGCGGAGGGGGACGCUGGCGCGCGCAGGCAGGGGAGCGCGCAGGGGGGCGCGCAGGGGGAUAGAAAGGCGGAUGCUUUUAACGGGAUUGUUUCUAAAGGGGGAGGUGAGGGGGAAGAGGGGGAGGAGGAUGAGGGGAGUGGUGAUGGGGAUGGCGGGAAAAGGCGGGGAGGUGGGCGGAGGGGUGGGGGAGGGAGCGGGGGAGGUAGAGGGGGCGGAGGUAACAGGAGGGGAGGGGGAGGAGGAGGGGCGGGGGGUUCCUCGUCUGGGGGAGGACGGGGAGGGGGAAGCAGGGGGUCGGCGGAUGGGGGAACGGCCCCUGGGGCGUCGGGGGAAGAGGCGGAGGGUUGGGACGAGUAUGGGGGAGAGGGGGAGGAGGAUGGAGGGGAGUGGAUGGCUGGGGAGGAGGUUGUGGGGGAGGGGGAGGAGGAAGGGGAGGAGGAGCAGGGGGAUGGGGGCAUUGAUGAGCGGGAGGAGGGGAGGGAGGAAGAGGAGAGAGGGAGAGAGGAGAGGGGGCAUGAGCAGGCAAAUACUGAGAGAAUCACUUUGGAAAACGGGGUAGGGGACGGGAGAGGGGGGUUAGAAGAGGGAGAGGGGGGAGAGGGGGGAGGGGGAGAGGGGAGAGGGGAGGGGGUAGAGAGGGAGGAAGCGGCGGAGCAAGGGCAGGUGAUGGAGGAGGGGAGGGGAGGGGGGGGCGUGGGAGAGGAGGGGGAGAGGCGAGGAGAUGAGACUGUGGCAGACCGGGCAUUGGAAGGGGCUGAGAUUGCGGGAGAGGGAGGUUCAGGCGGAGGUGAAGCAGGAGAGUGUGUGGCAGGUGAAGCGAGGGCGGAGGGGGAGUUUGGCGCGAAGCAAGAGAAUUUCGGGCCGACCGAAGAGUUGCCUGGUGCUGUGUGCAUAGAUGGGGGGUGUGGGGCGAUGGAGGAGAGGAAAGAGGGGGAGGAACAUGGCGAGGGGAAGGGGGGAGGCGGAGGGGAGGAGAUGGCAGAUGAGGUGGAGAGCGGGGGGGAAAAGGAGAGGGAAGGCGUGGAGGGUAGAGGAGAGGAGGAGCUAGGAAGGGAAGUGAGUGAGGAAUCGGAAAGGAACGGUGGGGAGGAGAGGGAAGGGGAAGGAGAAAGGCAGCAGGAAGGAGUGCCGGAAAAGGAGCAGCAUGGGGAGCAGGAACAGGGGCAGGAAAGGGGGCAGGGAAAGGAGCAGGAUAGGGCGGAGGAUGGUGGGGAGGAUGCGAGUGGGUCAGAAGAGGCACCAGUUGAAACGGUGCCCCUGCCCCUGCCCGUGCCUCUACCCGUUCCCCCUGUUGCGAGCGCCAUGCAGUGCGCGCCUGGGGGGUGGUCUGGGGUUGGCGGAGAUGCGGCAUGGCAUGCCAUGCCUGCUGGCAUGCCCGUGCAGGGAGGGGGUGCUAUGCCCAUGCAGGGUCCUAUGGCUGUGCAAGGGGGAGUUUUCAUGCCCAUGCAUGCGGCUGGUGCUGCAGGCAUGGGCGCAGGCAUGGGAGGAGGCAUGGGAGCAGGAAUGGGAGCAGGCAUGGAGAUGGGAAUAGGGAUUGGUAAAGAUCUGUGCAUGGGUGUGGGCAUAGGUACGGGCAUGUGCACAGACAUGGGUACAGGUAUGGGCUCAGGUAUGGGUAUGGGAACAGGGGCGUCUGGUUGGGGCACGGAUGGGAGGGCAUGGCAAGGGCAGGGAGGGAUGGAGCGCGGUGGUUGUGGGGCUGGGGAGGAGUGGGAGCGCGAGCGCGUGCCCAAGGUGGUCGUCGCACCAUCCAACGAGAAGUCGCCACCUGGCGGCAAUCAUACUAGCAGCGCUGACGGCAGCAGCAUCACCAAUGCCCCCGUGGUCCUGUCUGCACGCUACCUGCCGCGAGUGGCUGCUGUGCCGGCCUGCCCCGCCCUGCUGCUGCCCUCCCCUGAGUGGCGGCAAUACGUGCAAGCUGCCUUUGGGUACCUGAGACAGAGCCUUGAGGGCGUCGACGAAUCACGAGUCGCCACGUGUCACGGCAUGCCCAUCCCAUCCCACCGCGACCUGCACGCAUGGCACUCCUACUGCUUCGGCCGAGCUCUGCCUUGUGAAAAUGAGGUGAACCAAGGGGAGGGAAGCGAGAGAGGAGGGAGUGAGGGGGGAGAGAGUGAGGAGGAGGGCAGCAGAGACGGGGAAGGGGAAGCGGAUGGGGAUGAUGAGGAGAAGGAUUUGAUUGGUGAGGAGGAGGGGGGUGCGUGGGAGGAGGAUGUGGAUGGGGAGCAAGAGGAGGAUGAGGGGGUGCAGGAGGCAGGGGGUGGGGGAAGGGAGGAGGAGUUGGGUGGUGAGGGAGGAGAGAAGGCGAGGGGCGAAAAGAGAGAGGAUGGAGAGGAAGUUGGUGGGGAGGGGGAGACGGAGCAGGGGGGUGAGGUUGGUUGUGGUUUGGCAGGUGAGGGUAAAGGCAUGGGGGAUGGAGGAAAGAGGGCGGGUGAGUGUGUGGAGAAAGGUGGAGGAGAAGAGGCGAGAGGAGAGGGAGAUGAGGCGUGUGAAGAAGGGGCUGAUGGGAAGGCGGAAGGUGGGAGUUUGAGAGAGGAGGUGGACGGUGGUGCCGGUGCCAAUGAUGCUGAUGUGGAUGCUGAGGUGGAUGCUGACGUGGAAGCAGCACUGGACGAAAUGAUCAACUACGCGGGACCCGUGCCUCUGUGGUUGCCAGAUAAUGACGAAAACAGCAACCUUGGUCUUGACCCAUCUGAAGACAACCAUGGGCACCUUCCCAUGCCAGUGCCAUGGCCGUCAGAUGCUGACGUGGCAGCCAUGGAGUGCGUGCUCCCGGGCCGGGCCAAUCAGCUCGCUCCGUUGCUCGGCACGGUGCUGCACUGCGAUGCGGUUGGCCGCGCCGCCCUGCUCCGCGCCCACGUGGACUGGGCCAUCGGCCAAUCAGCAGUCGACACGUGGCGCGGCAUGUGGCUGGUGGCGUGGGCGGCAGGGGUGGAUGAACCAAUAGAAGCGGAGACGGCAGCAGCGCUGCGAGAGCUGCUGAGGAAGUGUGCUGGGCUGAGGGCUUCGAUACAGUCACGCGAGGACCAGGGGUUGGAAAUGCUGAAUGUGCUUAUAGAGAUUGCAGGAGGGUAUUUCAAGCAGGGGUCCAAGGAGGAGAUGGAGCAGGCUGUGUGGGAAGAGCAGGGAGGGAUUGAAGGGGAAGGAGUGGCAGGAGCGGGAGAGGGAGGGGGAGAGGAAGAAGGGUUUGGGGUUGUGGUUACUGGUGGGGAGGGUGUAGAAGCAGAGCAGGAGAGCAUGGAGAUGAUUGGUGGAGGGGAGAAGCAUGUGGUGGAUGCAGCAGGUGCUGUUGAGGUGGGCACAGAGCCACGUCUCAACACGCUCCCCGCCUCUCCCCGCCUCUCCCCGCCUCUCCCCACCUCUGCCAUCAUGCUGAGCGGCGCAGCGCGUCGCAAGGGCCAUCAGCGCUUCUCGCUCCUCCUCCUAGACGACGGGGACCACUACAUCACCGAUUGGGUCGCCACGUGUCACCUCGUGGAUGGCCAGCCGCGCGCGCUCGCGGGCGGGCGGCUGCGGCUGUGCAUGAAAUCGCUCUUCUUCGAGCCGCAGGAUCCCGCCAUCCCCAUUAUAAUGUUCCCCAUGCCGCACAUAUUAGUCGUUUUCCACCCCGCGUCGCGCCGCCGGUACCGCUCGCAGCUGGGCGCGAAGCUCGCCGCGGAGGGGCGCAUCCGCGCGGAGUGGGCGGGGGAAGGCGCGGGGGCGGGCGGAGGCGGGGGAAGCGGCGGAAACGACAGGCCUGGCGGGGGUCGGGGCGGGGGAGGAGGGCGGAGGAGCGACGGCGGAAGGCUGGGGAAUGCGUAUGGGGAUGGGGGGUAUGGGGGAAGCACAUACGGGGAUGGAGGAUACGGGGAUAAUGAGGGGUAUGGGGGAGAUAAGGGCUACGGGGAUGUGGUGUAUGUGACAACGGGCAUGUACGUGGCGAUGAAGGCGAGUGGGCAAGACGUGCCGUACGAGUUUGAGAAGAAGGAGCUCGAUGAGGGCCACCUGCCGUCCACGUGGGCCUUUUCACUUGACUACUCGCCCACCUCGCGGCUGUUAGAUGAAGCCUUGCCAGUGCUGGGAGUGCAGCUGCUGCCGUAUGAGCAGAGGGACAUGGAGGUGGCGAGGCGCCUGUCCCUGAUGGAGGCGUCGGCGCCCUUUGACGUCAGCCGCCUUGUAGACCUUUCCGAACACAUUCUUCUUGACUGCCUCGCCUCCCAGGUUCGGCCGCUGGUUCGGGAGCCCGGUCGCCUUGUGAUCACACAGCAGCGGCUCUACUUCCAGCACGCCAACUCAGGAGGCGCAGGGGGAGGAGGGCUGGAAGCGGGAGGUGGCACCGGUGGGAGAGGAGGGGGAAGUGCGGCGGGUGGUGGGAGCGGGGGGAGCGGAGGGAGCGGGGGGAGUGGGGGCGGAGGGCCGUUGGGGGAUGGCAGCAGUGUGUUCUUUGUGUUUGGUUCCAAGGUGGAAAGGGACCGAGCUGCUGACCUGCUGCUGAAGCUGCUGGGCGGUGUGUCCAGCCCAGCAGCAGCGGCAGCAUCGCUGCUCGAGGCUCGCUCGCAUGCACUGCAGGCGGUCACAGGGCUGUGGCAGGUGGGGUUGUGGCAGGCGGGGCAGUUGAGGGGCUGUGGCAGCUACGUGCUCUACUGGCUUGUGCGCUCUGCACCAGCACACAUGCUGCGCCUGCAGAACGGCCGCUUUGACUCACCUGACCGGCUGUUCACGGGGUUGCAGGAGUCGUGGGAGAGUGUGCUGUCCAACGCCACUGACGUCAAGGAGCUCAUCCCGCACUUCUUCUCUCUGCCAGCACAUUUCCUCCGCCUCCCGCCGGAAAUCAAUGUAGGCAUGCGCCAGAACGGAGUGGCUUCUGAUUCGAUUCGACUCAGCAGUCACCUCUUUGCUCCCUCAUCACCCCACCCUCUCAUCACCUCAUCACCCCACCCUCUCAUCACCUCAUCACCCCACCCUCUCAUCACCUCAUCACCCCACCCUCUCAUCACCUCAUCACCCCACCCUCUCAUCACCUCAUCACCCCACCCUCUCAUCACCUCUCAUCACCCAUCACCCUCUCAUCACCUCAUCACCCCACCCUCUCAUCACCUCAUCACCCCACCCUCUCAUCACCUCAUCGCCCCACCCUCUCAUCACCUCAUCACCCCACCCUCUCAUCACCUCAUCACCCCACCCUCUCAUCGCCUCAUCACCCCACCCUCUCAUCGCCUCAUCACCCCACCCUCUCAUCACCUCAUCACCCCACCCUCUCAUCACCUCAUCACCCCACCCUCUCAUCACCUCAUCACCCCACCCUCUCAUCAACUCAUCACCCCAACCUCUCAUCACCUCAUCACCCCACCCUCUCAUCACCUCAUCACCCCACCCUCUCAUCACCUCAUCACCCCACCCUCUCAUCACCUCAUCACCCCACCCUCUCAUCACCUCAUCACCCCACCCUCUCAUCACCUCAUCACCCCACCCUCUCAUCACCUCAUCACCCCACCCUCUCAUCACCUCAUCACCCCACCCUCUCAUCACCUCAUCACCCCACCCUCUCAUCACCUCAUCACCCCACCCUCUCAUCACCUCAUCACCCCACCCUCUCAUCACCUCAACACCCCACCCUCUCAUCACCUCAUCACCCCACCCUCUCAUCACCUCAUCACCCCACCCUCUCAUCACCUCAUCGCCCCACCCUCUCAUCACCUCAUUGCCCCACCCUCUCAUCACCUCAUCACCCCACCCUCUCCCACCCACGCCACCACCUUGCAGGCCGGACCUCAAUCUCGGCACGCGCCAGAACGGAGUCCCGAUUGCGCCACGUCAGACAGCACAGCUGGCGAGGCUGAGGGCGGAAGCAGCGACGCAGGUGGCGUGACAAUCAGUGGCAAAAUGGCAGAGGAAGACGAGACGGGGAGGCUGAAGGCGCUGCAGGGGGCGGUGGGGCUUGGAAGCUUCAACGCCAGGCAAGCAGCGCAGAGCAGGGGUGCUAUUGGUGCCACACGCUCCACACUCAGUGCAGUGAGUGUUGUUAGUGCUGUUAAUGCUGUGAGUGCAGAUAGUGCUGUGGGUGCUGUGGGCGAUGCAGGUAAUGCGGCAGGUGGUGUCAUCGGAGGGGUGAGGUCCACACCGGGGGUGGCAAGAGCAGCAGCGGUGAGGGAGGGAGAGGAGAUGGCGGCGCUGAGGGAAUGGCUAGAUGAGGCUGGUGUGGGGCGAGCAGGGGGGGAAGAGCCGCCUGCCUGCUCGCCCCCCUUCUCCCCCACUGCGCCCUUCCCUUCCUUUCAGCCGUCCCCUGCUGUGGAUUCUUUUUUUUUUGGUAGUAGCACGGGGAAGAGCAAAGGGAGCGGCAAGGGGAGCAGCUACGGGGGCAGCACGGGAAGCAGCAGAGUGAAUGGCAAGGCGAGCGGAACAGACGGUGUCAGUGCUGCUGGGCUCAUUAGACGACCACGUGUGGCUCUACUCGCUGAUCUCAUCCUCUCUUCCAUGCCCUCAUGCACUCCUCGUUGCACCACUGCUCCCACCUCUGCAUGCCCCACCCACCACCAGUCAGUGCUGCUAGGCUCAUCAGACGAUCACGUGUGGCUCUACUCGCCUGACUUUGGCCGAUGCCUCUCCAAGAUGCAUGCACACGAUGACACAGUGUCAUGCAUGCAGGUCAGCCAAUGGGGCGCUGACACGUGUCUGUUGACAGCAUCAUGGGACGGCAGUGUGAAGCAGUGGAGCAUGGCCCACUCGCCCUUCCUCUCCGCCUCGCCCUUCUCCUCCUUCUCCUCCUCCUCGCCCCACUCCCAUAGCGGCUCGCAAACAACAGUCCACCCCCCUCCUCUAGCGGAGCUCAAUCAACACGACGCACCAAUCACAUCGCUCCAAGUGGCCAUCCCUGCCACGUCAGCAUGGCCCCUUGCUGCCUCAGGGUCAGCCAAUGGCUCUGUACUGCUGUGGGACAUGCGUGCCCCUCCUUCUGCCUGUGUCCCCUGGAGCUGCCGCCUCUCCCCUCUCACCACCACCACUGCUCCCACGUCGCCACUAGCAGUGACGGGGCUGGUGUUCUCGUAUGGGGGGCUGCACCUCACUGCUGCCGACUCCUCAGGCGGGCUAAGAGUGCUUGAGAUGCGCAUGGGCGGUGCUGAGCUGGCGUCUCAGCACUGUCCAGGUGGCGGGCUCACGUGCUGCAAGCCUCUCGGCGAUCAGUCUGUCCUCGCUGGCAGCGAUUCGGGUGAUAUCAUUGCAUGGGCAUGGGCAUCUGAGCUGGAGCAAUUUGGCCCUCAUUGCAGUGGAGCCAUGCGGCAGGGUGCAAGAGGUUUUAACGGCCUUUCUGGGAGUGUAGCAGCAAAGCAGCACGGUGUACAGUCUUCAUCAAAGAGAGCUCAAGGCUUGAGUUUCUUUUCUGUGCCCAUUAGUUCGUCUGGUGUGUCCUCUCUUGUUUCGUCUAGUGGUGUGAAGAACUCCAGGGUGAUGGUUGUGGGUUGUGAGGAGGGCUCUGCAACCUUGGUAGUAUAA